Molecule: messenger RNA, 2479 nt
Organism: Papaver somniferum (opium poppy)
Lineage: Eukaryota; Viridiplantae; Streptophyta; Magnoliopsida; Ranunculales; Papaveraceae
Exons: 6
Coding region: 804-1676 (290 amino acids)
Source: RefSeq, a predicted model, not a curated record
AACAUUUUUUUCGCAGAACACGCGGCGAAGCGAACGGUUUCAGAGCUCGACACCCACCAUUACUGUUUUGAAAGCAGCCAUUUUUUCUCUCUCUAGAAAAUUCUCUCCUUCCUCCUCCGUUUUUUCUGAAUAUAAGUAUAAGAAAGAAAGAAACCCCUUUCUUUCAAUUCAAGAAGAAAGAAAAACAACUUAAAUUUUGCAUCUCAGUUUCGAGUUUCCACUUCUAGAGCGUUUCACUUCAAAACAAGAUAACAGCCUUUUGUAAAAUUUACUAUUCUUCUGAAACAGAAGAAUUUGAUAUUUUUAAAUUAAGAAGAAGAUCAAGAAGAAAUUUGAGCUGAUGGGUAUGAUGAAUGUACUACGUACGGAACUGGGUUAAGAUUAGAUUAGAUUAAUAAAUUUGUUUUUUAUGAUUUGGGAUUUUCUUGAAGAAAAUUUGAGAAAUUUUGUUGGUGCUGGUAAGAGGGAAACAGAGGAAGAUUAAUGUGUGAGAGAGAAAUAGGAUUAUGAUACCAUAAAUAGAAGAAAGGGGGAGUGUUGGGAACUAAAGAUCAUAAGCCAUAAAUAACGCUUAUUGCCAACUUUCCUAUAUAUUCUCUUCUCUUACAGAAUCUCAAAAUUUACAAAUAUUGUAAUCAUAUGGGAUAUUGUUUGAAAGGGAAACCCUAAAUUCAAGCCUACAUUUACACUAGAAAGAAAAAAGAAGAAAAGAUAAGAAGAUUUUUAUUUAUUUUUUUCAUCUGGGAUUUUCAGAAGUUUUUUUUCUCUUUUCUUUUUUUAUCAAUCAAGAGAAAAGCUAAAUUAUGUCUUGUAUGGGGAGAUCACCAUCGAUGAAGAAGCCAUUGAACAAACAUACAAAUCUUGAGUGUUUUCUUGAUUGUGUUACUCCUAGAGUUCCUUCACAACAUCUUCCUAAGUCUUGCAUCAGAGAUCUUAAUAGUCUAUGGAACCCACAGAGCAAAGAAAUGGUUGAAUACUUCACCUUAGGAGAUCUAUGGGAUUGUUUCGAUGAAUGGAGUGCUUAUGGUACUGGAGCACCAGUUGUUUUGAACAAUGGCGAAAGUGUUGUUCAAUACUAUGUUCCUUACCUUUCGGCUAUCCAGAUCUACACUAGCAAAUCCUUGGCUUCAUCACCGUCAUCAAGUACUACUAGGAGUCCAAGGGAAGAAAGUAGUGAUCAUGCAGAAUUUGAGACUGACUCGUGGAGUGAUGACAGUGACGGUGAGAAAUUAUCUCGGUCUUUCAGUAGUAACAAUUCUAGCAAGUUUUGGGAUGCCGUCUCCGAUGAUUCAAAUUUCGACCAUCAAGAGAGUUCAUGGCCUAUGAGGGACAGAUUGGGUUUCCUUUACCAUCAGUACUUUGAAAUGUCAGCUCCUUAUUGGAGGGUUCCACUGAUGGAAAAGGUAACGGAAAUGUCUAGGACAUAUCCUGGUUUAAAAACACUCAGAAGCGUCGAUCUCUCUCCGGCUAGUUGGAUGGCUGUUGCAUGGUACCCGAUAUAUCACAUUCCAACUGGGAGAACCGUGAAAGAUUUAUCUGCGUGCUUCCUCACUUUUCAUACGCUUUCCUCUUCUUUCCAGGGUCACUUAAUAGUGGGACGGAGGGAGUAUCUGAUAACGCAGAAAAGAUUCGCACUUGUGCAUGCUAAAAGCAGAUUUAUUCUGCUACCAUUCUAAAGAUAAAUAUGAGUUAUCGUUCAGCCACGUAGAGGUAUUUUAACAGUUUGAUCAAAAACCUGGUAAAAAAGAAUAUUAGGGGUAAAUUCACUUCAUUGUCAUUUAAAGAAUCUACAUGAGUUUGAAUUUUAUUACUUUAUGUUCUGAAAGGUAUAUUUGGCAUCUAAGAUAACCAUUCUAUUUCAGUAAUUCUCAUUAAUCAAAGCUAAUCUGACAAUUGAAUCGGAUACUGUCCACGCUGUCGUAGAUUAGAUGUUUUACAUUGCUUUAUGCUAAUAUGUGAGUUUGGUUGACAUACGUAACACAGUUUAGUUUAUUUUUGUUUCUCUUAUCCUGUCCUAAUGGCAGAUUAGAUCCUGUGCAGUUCAUCGUGUAGUAACAACUUGAUAACCAAACUAGUUAAGUGUCAUUCUGUCUUUGCGUUCCAGUGGUUGACAUAAUUAUGCUGGAGCUGUCUUAGUACCAACAUACAAUUUCUUAAGAAACAUGAGUUGGAGUAAAAACAAAAUCGAGGUCUAUGUGUUUAUGCCUCCGUCUGAUAUGAUAUAAGUCUAAUGAAGGACCAGGUCUGCACAACAAAUUGUUACUAUGUUUAGCUAUUAAAAAUUGAAAGCAUUUGUGCGGUUGUAUGGUCCUAUAGAUUAUGGGGUAUACAUUGUUAUACUCAUUGCCGCUUUAGAAGUCAGAGGUCAUAUUAUUUAGAGUAUGACAGGCUCUAAUAUACAAGGUUCUGAUUGUUGUCAUUGAGUUGCUCUGCUUACCAAUAUUUGCGUCGAACAUAUGCUGGACAUACAUGACAAGGA